Messenger RNA from Lodderomyces parapsilosis, 801 nucleotides. RefSeq names its product H(+)-transporting V1 sector ATPase subunit D (gene VMA8). The transcript has a single exon. The coding region runs from base 1 to 801 and encodes 266 amino acids. Gene Ontology annotation, biological process: vacuolar acidification. The record is from RefSeq and is a predicted model, not a curated record. Gene Ontology annotation, cellular component: vacuolar proton-transporting V-type ATPase complex; fungal-type vacuole membrane. Gene Ontology annotation, molecular function: proton-transporting ATPase activity, rotational mechanism. NCBI's taxonomy places the organism in Eukaryota, Fungi, Ascomycota, Pichiomycetes, Serinales, Debaryomycetaceae.
AUGUCAGGAGCAGGAAAUCGUGAACAGGUCUUUCCCACACGUAUGACAUUGGGAACCAUGAAGAGUAAAUUAAAAGGUGCACAACAAGGUCACUCCCUAUUGAAGAGAAAGUCAGAGGCAUUGACAAAGAGAUUCAGGGAUAUAACAACCCGUAUCGAUAACGCAAAGACCAAGAUGGGCAGAGUGAUGCAAACAGCAGCAUUCUCCUUAGCUGAAGUUUCAUACGCAACUGGUGAUAACAUUGGUUAUCAAGUACAGGAAUCCGUCAAUAAGGCCAGAUUCCAAGUUAAAGCAAAACAAGAAAAUGUGUCCGGUGUUUAUUUGCCCACUUUUGAAAGCUCCAUAAAUGAAGAAAUCAAUGACUUCCAAUUGACUGGGUUAGGAAGAGGUGGUCAACAAGUGCAAAAAGCCAAACAAGUUUACACCAAAGCCGUUGAAACAUUGGUUGAGUUGGCAUCGUUGCAAACAGCAUUUAUCAUAUUGGACGAAGUUAUUAAAGUUACGAACAGAAGAGUUAAUGCCAUUGAGCAUGUCAUUAUUCCAAGGACGGAAAAUACAAUUGCAUACAUCAAUUCGGAAUUGGAUGAAUUGGAUAGGGAAGAGUUUUAUAGGUUAAAGAAGGUCCAAGAAAAGAAGCAAGAAGCAGCUGCAGCUGCUGAGGCUGAAGAGAAAGUAGAUUUGGCCAAAGCCGAGGGUAUAACUGAUGACGUAGGUGUGCAACGAGACGUUGAAAAUUUCGACGUUAGGGCAGAUGCCAAGGGCAAUGUAUUAACAGAAACAGAAGACGAUGUUAUAUUUUAG